Choloepus didactylus (southern two-toed sloth) is the source of this 1125-nucleotide messenger RNA. Its product is annotated as actin, cytoplasmic 1-like. The transcript has a single exon. The record is from RefSeq and is a predicted model, not a curated record. Lineage: Eukaryota; Metazoa; Chordata; Mammalia; Pilosa; Megalonychidae. Bases 1 to 1125 code for a protein of 374 amino acids.
AUGGAUAAAUAUAUCACUGCUCUUGUGGUUGACAAUGGCUCCAGCAUGUGCAAGGCUGGCUUUGCAGGUGAUGAUUCACCCCAGGCCAUCUUUCCAUCCAUAUUAGGGCAUCUCCAGCCCCAGUAUGUAAGGAUGGGCAUGGGCCAGGAGGACUUCUAUGUGGGUGAUGAGGCACAGAGGAAAAGAUGUAUCCUGACCCUCAAGUACCCCAUUAAGCAAGGCAUCAUCACCAACUGGGAUGACAUGGAAAAGAUCUGGCACCAUACCUUCUACAAGCUGCAUGUUGACCCAGAGUUGCACCCAGUGCUGCUGACUGAGAUCCCCCUGAACCUGAAGGCCAACCGUGAGAAGAUGACCCAGGUCAUGUUUGAGACCUUCAACAUUCCUGCCAUGUAUGUGGCUAACCAGGCUGUGCUGUCCCUGUUUGCCUCUGGUCGCACCACAGGCAUCGUCUUGGACUCUGGUUAUGAAGUCACCCACACUGUGCCCAUUUAUGAGGGCUAUGCCCUGCCCCAUGCCAUCCUGCAUCUGGGCCUGGCUGGCCGUCAUCUGACAGACUACCUGAUGAGGAUGCUUAUGGAGCGUGGCUACAGCUUCACCACCAUGGCUGAAAGGGAAUUUGUUAGUGAUAUUAAAGAAAAGUUAAGUUAUAUUGCCCUGGACUUCAAGCAGGAGAUGGCCACUGCUGUCUUGUCCACUGCUGUAGAAAAGAGCUAUGAGCUUCCUGAUGGGAAGUUCAUCUCCAUUAGCAGUGAGCAGUUCCGCUGUCCUGAAGCCCUCUUCCAGCCUUCCUUCCUGGGCAUGGAAUCCUGUGGCAUCCAUGAAGCUACCUUCAAAUCGAUCAUGAGGAGUGACGUGGACAUCCACAAGGAUCUUUUUGCCAAUGUGGUGCUGUCUGGUGGGACCACUAUGUAUGCAGGAAUCACCAAGAGACUGCAGAAGGAGAUCACAGUCCUUGCACCCAGCACAAGAAAGAUAAAUAUCAUUGCCCCCUUUAAGCACAAGUACUCUGCUUGGAAUGGUGGAUCCACACUGGCCUCACUUUCCACAUUUCUUAGUAUGUGUAUCAGUAAGGAUGAGUAUGAUGAAUUUGGCCCUUCCAUUGUGGAAAGGAAAUGUUUCUGA